AUGGCAAAUUUUAUUACCCAUAUUCGGGUGGGAGGCAUGACAUGUUCUUCUUGUACAAAUUCUGUGACUAAUGCUCUCGAGGCUGUUGAUGGGGUCCAAAGGGCUGAUGUCUCUCUUCUUACUGAAGACGCUACUGUGAUACAUGAUGAUAGUGUCAGUCCAGAGAAACUUCAAGAUGCCGUGGAAGAUAUUGGCUUUGAAGCUUCAAUGGAGACCUCUCAAAGGCAGCCUAAUUAUAAUGAGAAGCCAUCAUCUCGGCGUAUUAUUACUCAUCUUACUGUCAUGGGAAUGACCUGUAGUUCCUGUGUAAGCUCUGUGACAAAUGCUUUAGAUUCCUUGUCCGGUGUCGACAAUGUUGCAGUUUCUCUUCUCACCGAAGAAGCUACCAUUCAUCACGAUGAUAGUAUUGGUGCCAUUCAAUUGGCUAAAGCCGUGGAAGAAGUCGGCUUCAGGGCCUCCAUAAACGACUCGAAAGAACUACUAGAGAGUUCUAAUGUCUUGUCGUCGUCGUCGUCGUCGUCGUCGUUGUCAUCACUGUCUUCCAUCGAAGACAUCACUUUAAAAAUCUAUGGAAUGUCAUGUUCUAGCUGUUCCAACUCUAUACAGAGUCAAGUGUCUCAAAUAGAUGGCGUCAAGAGCUGCCAAGUUGCUCUUGCUACUGAAGAAGCAUAUGUUACCUUUGAUUCUAACUUAGUGGGAAUUAGGACCAUUGUGGAAUCCAUCAAAGAUUGUGGCUUUGAUGCCUCCGUGAACAGCGGCCUUGAUACCGUCUCGCAGCUCAACCUACUAGCUAAAGUGAAAGAACAGAAGUACUGGCGUUCCAACUUCUUCAAAUUGUUGAUUGCUGGUCUUCCUAUCCUUUUUUUCGAGACUGUUUUCCCCAUAAUCAGGAAAAGAUGCCACAUGAAUCUGAGACUAACCCAUGGAAUUUAUUUUGACGUGCUUAUACAACUCGUUCUCGGUACAUAUAUUCAGUUCUGGCUCGGUAGACGGUUCUAUAUCAGCACAUUCAAAGCCCUCAAGCAUUAUAGUGGUACUAUGGAUACGUUGAUCUGUACCUCUACCUCGAUCGUUUAUUUAUACUCGAUUUCUUCCAUCAUUAGAUCUUUAGUUCUGGUCGAUAAUGAGCGUCCUACUGUUCUCUUCGAUACUUCCGCCAUGCUUUUUUCCUUUGUCACCCUUGGUAAAUGGGCUGAAAGCAAGGCAAAGGGUAAUACAUCCACGGCUUUAUCUAAAUUACUUUCUUUGGCUCCUACUUCUUGCACUAUAGUUGAGAAUCCUCAGGCGUUGGCCGAUACGAAGGGUGAUUCUUCUUCUUCUUCUCAUCUUUCCGGCGUCAUUCAAAAGCAUGUCCCAGUAGAGCUUCUCCAGAAAGGAGAUAUUGCUAUAGUACUCUCUGGAGCUUCUAUUCCUGCAGAUGGUGUUUGUAUCUUUGGAAGUUCGGAUGUUGACGAGUCUCUUAUCACAGGAGAAUAUCUGCCUGUGCCCAAGAAGGUCGAUUCCAACCUUAUUGGAGGCUCUGUAAACAUCUUAUCUACUCUAUAUCUGCGUGUUGAAAGAGUCGGUGAAAAAACGCAGCUUCAACAGAUUGUCAAACUUGUCAAGGAUGCCCAGAUCGCCAAGGCCCCUGUUCAGAGGUUUGCUGAUGCCAUUGCUGCCAGAUUUGUUCCCAGUAUUCUUGCUUUGGCUUUCUGUACGUUUAUAUUCUGGUCACUGUUUAUUCAUUCCCACGAUAUUGACGAUGUUCCAUCGAUGUUUAAGGACAAAUCAGGAGAUAAUGUUCUUUUCUCUCAAGUGAUUCAAGUUGCCAUAUCUGUGAUCGUGGUGGCAUGUCCAUGUGCUUUAGGGCUUGCUGCUCCUACAGCUGUGAUGGUUGGUACUGGUGUUGGUGCUACCCAUGGUAUCCUCAUUAAAGGAGGUGAUGUUUUGGAACGUGCCAGUGGAAUCGACACCGUUGUGUUUGAUAAAACAGGUACCGUGACUUCAGGCAGAAUGAGGUUAACUCAGCACAUGUUUACAGGCCCAUAUCAGGACAAACAGAACUUGUUGUGGUCGUUACUUUAUGCUGUGGAGCAAAAUAGUGAGCAUCCUAUUGCCAAGGCUAUUGUCAAAGGAGUUAAAGAAGAGAUGCAGAAAGAAGAUGGUAAAGACCCGAUUAUGCCUGUGACUAUUGAACACAUUAAGACUGUUGCUGGACUAGGUAUCACGGCUACUGUACGGUUGGAUGAUGAUGGAGAAAGCAAAAUUGUUCGCGUUGGUAGUGCCAGUUACAUCAACGAGAUUCAAAUUUCCAAUUUGGCUGACUUCAACAAGGCUUUGACUACAGUUGGCGCCUCAGCAAUAGGCUCUGUCAGCUAUUUACUGGUAGAUCACGUCUACAGCGGCUAUAUUGAGUUGACAGAUACUCUUAGACCGGAUGCCGUUGCUACCAUUUCAGGUUUGCUUGACCGUGGCUACAGUGUGGCAAUGGUGAGCGGAGAUAACGCAGUCACCUCCAAAAGCGUAGCCUGUACUGUGGGUAUCCCUCUAGCCAAUGUUUUGGCUGAAGCAAGACCUGAGAAGAAGCUCGAGGUUGUGAAGGUGCUUCAAAAAAUGGGACGUAAAGUUGCCUUUGUUGGUGACGGUGUUAAUGAUGCACCGGCAUUGGUUCAAGCUGAUAUAGGUAUCGCAGUGGCUACAGGAACCGAUGUUGCCAUGUCAGCAGCAGACAUUGUUCUUAUGUCGUCGGGAGCUACAGGUGAAUCUGCUUGUACAAACUCUGUCUCCUUGGUGUUCAACUCUUUAGAGGUCUCUCUUAAGACUUUCCAUGCGAUUCGUGCCAACUUCGUGCUAGCCAUUAUCUAUAAUUUGGUGAUGCUUCCAAUCGCUAUGGGUCUGCUUAUAAUACCGUUUGGCAUUCAUAUGCAUCCGAUGUUGGCCUCUGCUUCUAUGGCCUGUUCUUCUACCAGUGUGGUGUUGAAUUCGCUACGUCUCAAGAACUGGAUACCCCAUAAUAUGAUGGAGGAGUACUCGAAUGGUGUCGCCGGCAGAUUUCAUUCCGACCUUGAAGAUCAGGCCUCUAAUUCAGACCUAACAACGCUUGAUAUCGACAACUUUGAGAUUAACUACAGUCGUUUAUCACGAGUCUCUUUGCUCGGUAAGAUCAGGCGGAUCUUCAACAAGAAAAGACCAUCAUCACUUGAUCGGGCAUACGAGCUUGUUUCAAAUAAUUCUCAUAACUAA
Molecule: messenger RNA, 3222 nt
Organism: Brettanomyces nanus
Lineage: Eukaryota; Fungi; Ascomycota; Pichiomycetes; Pichiales; Pichiaceae
Exons: 1
Coding region: 1-3222 (1073 amino acids)
Biological process (GO): copper ion homeostasis; monoatomic cation transport
Cellular component (GO): membrane
Molecular function (GO): ATP binding; P-type divalent copper transporter activity; copper ion binding
Source: RefSeq, a predicted model, not a curated record